AUGACCACAGCCUGUCCAGAACACGAAGUGUAUAAUCUAAAAGUUUUGCUGAAGUACCUUAGGCAGCCACUAGAGGACCCAUUAUCGAACUUGACCAAAAAAGUCGCUAUCAAGGUGGGGAAUACAACCUAUGCGGUAAAGGCCAAAGUGAGCCAAAACCUACCAAGACCUGUCAUCCUCGGACGUGACAUCCCGAACCUGGCCAGACUGGUACAGACAGCUCCAACGCAUAAGUUCGGUCAGGGACCCACAUCCGCAGGAGACGGGAGGAUAGCCUCCAAUAACGGACCAGCAUUCGGUCGCCAUGGUGACGGAGGAGGUCGCGGUGGUUACAGACGUGACGGGGACUACGACAGGAGCAGCCGUGGAUUCAGAUCGAGCCAGUACAGUUACGAUGGUCGUGGCAGAUCGUAUGGAGAGAGCCAGCGUGGCUUUGGCCCAGGGUAUCGCGACGUCCACAACCAUGGAGGCGGCCAGGGGCCGAAGAGCAGGAAAAGAUAUGGCCCGCCUGUCCGCACUAACUACCGUCUGAUUGUUGAGAACUUGUCCAGUCGCUGUAGCUGGCAGGACUUGAAGGAUUACGUGCGGCAAGCUGGAGAAGUCACCUUUGCUGAUGUGCACAAGUAGAACAGGAAUGAGGGGAUUGUGGAUUUCGUCACCUACCGAGACAUGGAGAAUGCCCGGCGUAAGCUUGACGGGACUGAAAUCUAUGGUCGUAAGAUCAAACUGGUGAAGUCUUAGCCUGCAUAAAGCACUACCGAUAUGGGGAAACAGCAAGGAAAAGGACUGAUGAAUAUGGACUUGAAAAUUGUAACUGCAUGGAAAAGGACUGACGAAUAUGGACACUAGAGUAACUUUGCCUGUGGGAAAAAAACGUAGUUCUGAGUUAGUAGACAUUUAACUUUGUAUUAGAUAUUCUAGGCCGCCGACGUUUUGAACGGACAUUUGAACUUAAGUUUGAUGGCAGUAGUUUGGUAAUGGUAGUAAUUUGUUAUGUUAAUAUCUGUAAAAUGCAUGCCUACAGGACUCACACUGCAAAAGGAUGUUUCUUGGAGUAGUGAUGAUUGUAACGAGUGUAUCAAUCAAAGAAACGGGGGCAGAUGUGACGGAGUCACUGUAAUAGUUUUAGGCAUGCCCAGGGCUAACUGCGCAUGAGCAGAGAGGAGGGGUUGAGGAGACGAGAGUUCGGCAGUGUGAAGUCCUGCUAUGUAGAUUUAGAGGUUUCAUGGAUUAAAGAGCAACAUCGGAACAACAG
Messenger RNA from Branchiostoma floridae (Florida lancelet), 1255 nucleotides. Its product is annotated as probable splicing factor, arginine/serine-rich 1. Bases 1 to 627 code for a protein of 208 amino acids. Gene Ontology annotation, molecular function: mRNA binding. The transcript has a single exon. The record is from RefSeq and is a predicted model, not a curated record. Lineage: Eukaryota; Metazoa; Chordata; Leptocardii; Amphioxiformes; Branchiostomatidae. Gene Ontology annotation, cellular component: ribonucleoprotein complex; nucleus; cytoplasm.